Oncorhynchus gorbuscha (pink salmon) is the source of this 852-nucleotide messenger RNA. Its product is annotated as dexamethasone-induced protein homolog. NCBI's taxonomy places the organism in Eukaryota, Metazoa, Chordata, Actinopteri, Salmoniformes, Salmonidae. The record is from RefSeq and is a predicted model, not a curated record. The coding region runs from base 540 to 809 and encodes 89 amino acids. The transcript has a single exon.
UAAUGAACCAAUCAGAUGCUUAAGCUAAAUAGACGUAUCUGUACUGUUUUGACCGUAAGGUCGGACUGUUUUGAUGCAGUUAGCGGAAAUGUUGACAUGAAAAUGUAACAGGAGGUCUGGAUUAUCGAAUUUAUUUCCAUCGAUAGAACAUAUUCCUGUAUAAUAAUAGUUAACCAGGGCAGACAUGUUGCAAAUAACGCAACAGUUUUUUCUCCUUCGACCUUCUCAGAGAAUAUCAAGAAUGCAUCGAGUUAACACUGUGUUUACAUGAACUAGCGGUGUCGAGCUGAACUGGCUUUUUUGUUUUGUUUGUUGUUAUAGGUUAUUUCGUGUAUCCUCCUAACUAAUGUCUAUCGCUUGAUAGCUGUGUGCUAUUGCAAAAGCUUGCAUUUCAGGACAAAUCAUUGCUGUCUCCGCCGAAAUGGACCCUCCAAAUACACUGUCCAUGUUACUGUUCGUCUCCGAGCAAUGACACUGUCCUUUAUCCUGCUCCUUGUCAACAUAACUGGCUGAGCUAAACUUUCCCGGUUUAGUUUUCUAUGACACUCAAAACUUAUGCUCGACUAGAUUCGUUGGAAUCGCUGCUCAACGAACUUCCCUGUAUGUUUUACCUGGGCCUGUUUUUUGUGAACGUUUUGAUCCUCUACUAUGCCUUUCUAAUGGAAUACAUCGUCCUGAAUGUGGGGAUAGUGUUUCUACCGGAAGAUAUGGACCAGGCGCUGGUGGACCUAGGGGUACUAUCCGACCCGGCCUCUGUCCCUUACGACACGGACACAGAACUCGAUGUUUUCGAGAGGUACCUGGAGUGAGCUGAGGCCCAAGGCUAGAGAGGCAGAGAGGCUGCACCGGCAU